This is a messenger RNA of Diachasma alloeum, 339 nucleotides long. Its product is annotated as high mobility group nucleosome-binding domain-containing protein 5-like. NCBI's taxonomy places the organism in Eukaryota, Metazoa, Arthropoda, Insecta, Hymenoptera, Braconidae. The transcript is spliced from 2 exons. The coding region runs from base 1 to 339 and encodes 112 amino acids. The record is from RefSeq and is a predicted model, not a curated record.
AUGUUGGAGAAGGUCUGUGGUGAGGAGGUGGAAAUAGCGAGGAUGGUGGAGAGGAGGGGCGACAGAGGUGAUAGGGUGCUGGUAAUGGAAUUGAGUGGUAAGGAAGUAGCCCAGAUGGUGUUGCGGAAGAAGGAAGUAUGGUAUAGAGAGAAGGAGGAGGAAGAUGAAAAGAAGAAAGAGGGGGAAAAGGAUGACGUGAAAGGGACAGGGAAAAGCCAGAAUGGUGGAAUGAAACAGAAGGAAGAUGGAGAGGAGAAAGAAGGGUCAAAGGAUGAAGAGGAAGGGACAGGGAAAAGCCAGGUUGGAGGAACGAAACAGGAGAAGGUGGAUAAGGAGUGA